Molecule: messenger RNA, 1661 nt
Organism: Nannospalax galili (Upper Galilee mountains blind mole rat)
Lineage: Eukaryota; Metazoa; Chordata; Mammalia; Rodentia; Spalacidae
Gene: Tbx1
Product: T-box transcription factor 1
Exons: 7
Coding region: 149-1288 (379 amino acids)
Biological process (GO): cell fate specification; positive regulation of DNA-templated transcription; regulation of transcription by RNA polymerase II
Cellular component (GO): nucleus
Molecular function (GO): RNA polymerase II cis-regulatory region sequence-specific DNA binding; DNA-binding transcription factor activity, RNA polymerase II-specific
Source: RefSeq, a predicted model, not a curated record
ACCGCACGCCUACCCGUUCGCGGCCGCCUCCGGGGCGGCCAGCAGCUCUGCCGCGGAGCCCGAGGGUCCCGGGGCCAGCUGUGCAGCUGCCGCCAAAGCGCCGGUGAAGAAGAACCCGAAGGUGGCCAGCGUGAGCGUGCAGCUGGAGAUGAAGGCGCUGUGGGACGAGUUCAAUCAGCUGGGCACCGAGAUGAUCGUCACCAAGGCCGGCAGGCGAAUGUUCCCCACAUUUCAAGUGAAGCUCUUUGGCAUGGAUCCCAUGGCCGACUACAUGCUACUCAUGGACUUUGUGCCUGUGGAUGAUAAGCGCUACCGGUAUGCCUUCCAUAGCUCCUCCUGGCUGGUGGCCGGCAAGGCAGACCCUGCCACACCCGGCCGAGUACACUACCACCCUGACUCGCCGGCCAAGGGUGCACAGUGGAUGAAGCAAAUCGUGUCCUUCGACAAGCUGAAGCUGACUAACAACCUGCUGGAUGACAAUGGCCACAUUAUUCUCAACUCCAUGCACAGAUACCAGCCCCGAUUCCAUGUUGUGUACGUGGACCCUCGAAAAGACAGCGAGAAAUAUGCGGAGGAGAACUUCAAAACCUUUGUGUUUGAGGAGACGCGAUUUACAGCGGUCACUGCCUACCAGAACCACCGGAUCACGCAGCUUAAGAUUGCCAGCAAUCCGUUCGCCAAAGGCUUCCGGGACUGCGACCCUGAGGACUGGCCCCGGAACCACCGACCUGGCGCGCUGCCGCUCAUGAGCGCCUUUGCACGCUCUCGGAACCCCGUGGCUUCCCCCACGCAGCCCAACGGCGCCGAGAAAGACGCCGCUGAAGCCCGGAGAGAAUUCGAUCGCGACCCGGGGCCGGCCCUACUCGGCGACCCGGCGCACCCGCCGCAGCUGCUGGCUCGAGUGUUGAGUCCCGCGCUGCCCGGGCCGGGCGGCACCGGCGGCCUCAUCCCUCUGCCUGGCGCUCCCGGAGGCCGGCCCAGCCCCCCGCACCCCGAGCUGCGCCUGGAGGCGCCCGGCGCGUCGGAACCACUGCACCACCAUCCCUACAAGUACCCGACCGCCGCCUACGACCACUACCUCGGGGCCAAGAGCCGGCCGGCGCCCUACCCGCUUCCGGGCCUACGCGGCCACGGCUACCACCCGCACGCGCAUCCGCACCCGCACCACCAUCACCCGGCUGUGAGCCCUGCCGCAGCCGCCGCCGCCGCCGCCGCCGCAGCGGCCGCCAACAUGUACUCGUCUGCUGGUGCCGCGCCGCCCGGCUCUUACGACUACUGCCCCAGAUAAUGCGCCCAGCCCCGAGGGCCACCCAAGGACUCUCCUCCCGCCCCGGGGGACCACCGCGGGCUUCUCUCGCCCCAGCCUCGAAGCCAUUGGGGUCUGCUAGCCCUGAGGACUGUGGCAGUACGCAGCCCCGCCAGCCCUCCGGUUCUUCCCCAGCCCCGAGGACCGCGCGGCCCCCGCCCACCAGUGCCAAAGCGCCCGGUCCGAGGCGGAAGGAAGUGGUAUUUAUUGUUCUCCCCGAGACCGCGUCGCCUCCGGCCCGGCCGGCAAUUGCAAUGUAGACGACCCGAGAGAGCCCCGUCUGCAGGCGGUGUAGAUACGUGUAGAUAUGUGUAGAUACUGUAGAUACCGUGCCGGCGCCGACUUCAUAAACGGU